Molecule: messenger RNA, 714 nt
Organism: Colletotrichum truncatum
Lineage: Eukaryota; Fungi; Ascomycota; Sordariomycetes; Glomerellales; Glomerellaceae
Source: RefSeq, a predicted model, not a curated record
AUGGCUUCACCAACACGCACUUCUACACCUGCGCCAGAAGUAGAUGAGCCUCUUCCCACUUUUGAACAAGAGACGCCAAUCCCCCGCAAACUUCUGCCAUUGGUUGACCGCAAAACCUGGGGCCAUUGGCACGUUAGUCCUGAGAAGGCCACAACGGAGAAAGAGCUAGCCUCUGUUUUUGGGUAUCUCAUCGAGUGCCACCGCAGCGGGAACCUUACGGGACCAGACUUGUGGCAAGAGUUCCAAAGCGACUUUGAGGAUUGGCCGGAGACGGCAUUUCUAACCACUUCCUCGCAUAUGCUAAAGUACGUGCGAGACUUUCUGAAAAUCCGUGGCGUCUACGUCCCAACGGACGGCUUACGAAUUGGCAAGCAUAUUUUCGGCAUUGCCAACCAGUCUUCCUUCCACUAUUGGUCUGCGGCGGAAAUACAGGAGGUUUCGUCCAAAAGUAACAGCUUCCGGGAAAUGUUGAAGACCCCAGGGUUCCGCGAAAGCAUUACUGUCCCGCCGGUAGAAGAAGAUAUACCGGCACCCCCGACGGCUCGUCAACAACAAUUCCCGUCACAACAGCGACAGCUACAGUCAGGCACGCCACCAUUUUCUCCAGGACAACCGUCACUGACCUUUCCAGCAGAUAUGCCCACACCUCGGCAGCUCACGAAUCUUGCCCAAAUGUACGUACGACAGACAAAAGUACGCUGGUGGCAGAUAUGA